Molecule: messenger RNA, 2209 nt
Organism: Microplitis mediator
Lineage: Eukaryota; Metazoa; Arthropoda; Insecta; Hymenoptera; Braconidae
Gene: nmdyn-D7
Product: nucleoside diphosphate kinase 7
Exons: 9
Coding region: 186-1325 (379 amino acids)
Cellular component (GO): centrosome
Molecular function (GO): ATP binding; nucleoside diphosphate kinase activity
Source: RefSeq, a predicted model, not a curated record
CACACAAACUUUGAGAUAAUAAUCAUAGUAACGCACCAGUGGGCAUAGUAAACAGUAACCAUCAAACGAAUUCCAACAACAAACUGCCAACUACAAAUGUCAUUGAUUUUUUUCUGACGUUUCUAUGGCAACUAAUUAAUUUCAAUCGUAAUUUUCAAUUUUAAUAAGUAAAUAUAUAAUCAAAAAUGUCAGAUCUUACGGAAAAAUAUAUUUUUGAAGCGGAAUGGUUUGACAAUGCGUCUGGAAUUUUCAAAAAAUUUUAUUUGUACUAUUUUCCUGCUGACAACACUAUUGAGCUGUUUGACAUAAAAAACAAGAAAAUAUUUCUCCGUCGAACGAAAUGCGAAGGCGUUAAUUUGAAAAAUUUAUUCAUCGGCUCAGUUGUCACGAUAUUUUCCAGGCCGAUGAAAAUAAUCGAUAUUGCUGAUGGUGCAACUAGAAAUCGAUUGAGUAAAACGAUGCAAAAGACAUUCGCUCUAUUGACACCGGAAUUGAUAAAUAAUAUGGGAGAAAUAUUCAAAAUAAUAGCGGCACAUAAUCUCCAUAUCGCAAACGUGAAAAUGUGUAUGCUGGAGGAGUCUGAUGUCGAAAGAAUUUACAGACACGAUAAUAUUCCUCACAUGAAAUAUAUCUUAACGUCGAAGCCAGUCGUUAUGUUAAUGUUGAUAGGAGACAAUGCAGUAAAUCGUUGGAAUGAAUUAAUUAGUUUUAGUGAUAAUAUUUCUGGUGGGGAAAAGUCAAAAGUGUCAUUACAUGAACGAUUCGCUAAAGAUGCAAGAGAUAAUUUGUUUUAUGGCUCGCCGAAUGUUGACGCUGCUGAACAAGAACUAGAUUUUUUCUUCCCAACCUCAAAAUUAAAAAAACACAAAUUUCGAAAUACGGCAACUCUAAAAAAUUGCACUUGUUGCAUAAUAAAACCUCAUGCAGUCCAAUCCGAUUUGAUCGGAAAUAUUGUUGAAGACAUUCAAAAAUCCGGUUACACAAUAUCUGCGCUUCAGCAAUUCAAUAUCGACCCAAUAAACGCCGAAGAAUUUCUCGAAGUCUACAAAGGAGUUUUAGCCGAUCACGGGGCUAUGGUCGCUGAAUUACAGUCGGGACCUUGCGUCGCCAUGGAAAUAACUCACAGAGAUGAAUCCAUAAACGUUCCGCUCGAGUUUAGAAAACUUUGUGGUCCAAUGGAUCCAGAAAUUGGUAAACAAUUACGACCGAAUACUUUACGCGCGAAAUAUGGAAACACGAAAAUCCAAAAUGCUGUUCAUUGUUCAGAUUUACCCGAGGAUGGUUUACUCGAAGUGGAAUAUUUCUUCCGCAUCCUCGACAGUUGAAUGGAAAUCAAAACAUCCCAACUUUUUGUACCGACAAACAAUUUUUAUUUUUUUAAUUUUAUAAAUAUAAAUAAAUAUUUAAACGAAAAAUAUAAAUAUGUGCAUUAUUAAUUUCUCAUUUAAUUUAAUGGCGUAAUAAAAAAAUGUUUAUGACCGAUAACGCUGGCAGUCGUAAGUCACAGUCAAUAAUCAAGAGUAGUUGGAGUAAUUAAAAAAAAAUAUAUCGUAACAAUUGUUCUUAAAAAAAAAAAAAAGACAUAUGUUUAAUAUUAUUGCAUAAGAAUAUGAAAAGUAUGAUACUUGUAGUAUUUCGCACAUUCUUCAGUUGACAAAACAAUAAACACGCAUAAUAAAAAUCCAAAUAAUUGCAUGUUUGCGUAAAUAUAUAUGUAUAUAUAUAUGCAAACUUUUUUAAAACAUUUAUUAUAAAUAAAUGAACAUUAGUAUUAAGUUUGCGUCGUCCUUGGGAACGAAUGUGUUGAAUGAAUAUUUUUUUUCGCCACUAGACCCAAUGUUUGAUUCAAUUACAUGGUCAUCUGAUGAAAAAUCGAACAAUCGUUAUUACAAAAGAGUAAUCACUUUACAACAUAAAAUAAUGAUAACAAUGAUAAAUAAAAAUAAUAAUAAAGACGAAGGCAAAGUAACAUCAGUGAGUUCUCAUUGGCUUAUUAGGAAAUUAACUUCCGUUCUUGUCGUCGACACGGUGGAUCGGCAAUAUUAAGAGCCAGUCCGGAGUAUGACAUCGACUGACGUACUUCGCUCUUUUUAAGUUACUCUUUAGUUUGUUGUAUUAUUUUUUUUUUUUUUUUAAUCAACUUUUUUAUUAAUCAACGGCCGAUUAAUUUUCACUAAUUAACGAUUUUUUUUUUUACGAUUUAUCGGUA